AUGUCUCUCCUUUACAGAUGGUUUGGCCCUCUAUACGAUGCCUUCCUAUGCCCAUCACUACCUUUCACCAUUCGCUGGCGUCUGGUGGCCCUCCAACCUAUUGUCUUCCUCACAAACGCUGUCCAAACUUUUCGAGGAGCCGCGUUGUUCUCUAAAGACCAUUAUACUGUCAUCUGGAUUCCACUAAAACGUGCACCAGGCCACUCCGUUCGCGCUAUCCUAUAUCAUCCUCCAGAGGGAGGAAUGCAGAGCAAACGAAGGGCUCUUCAUCUCAACAUCCACGGCGGCGGAUUUAUAGGUGGUCUACCGGAAGCGAAUGCACAGUUUUGUCGAAGAGUGGCGACAGAGACUGGAGCAGUGGUGAUUUCAACAUCACACCGUUAUGCACCACGGUAUACCUUCCCGGCUGCGCAUGAGGACGUCCAAGAUGUAGCAGAGUGGUUGAUCCAGAAUGCCGAGAGACUUUGGGGUGCGGAUCCAAGACUGAUGAGCGUAAGCGGGUUUUCGGCUGGUGGAAACCUGGCAUUAGGGGUUGCGCAGUGGUUAGCUCAGUCAGAAUUUUGUGUCAAGGCGUCGGUGACGUUUUAUGCACCAGUCGAUCUGCGGUUACCGCCGUGGGAGAAGCCGAAGCCAGCCAAUUUUCCAGAAAAGGAUCCCCUAGCUUUUAUCUUGCCAUUGAUGGACGCGUAUGCGGGUCCAGAGCGAGAGAAGUACCGAGAGAAUCCAUUGCUACAUCCCAUUCUGGCAGAUAUUGAGUCUCUGCCGCGAAAUAUGCUGUUUGUCGGUGCGAAGAUUGAUAUCCUUCUGCAUGAGCAAACAGUCUUUGUGGAUAGAUUAGAAAAGGAGGCUGCGGCAAUUAACCACAGGAUUAAACUUUCAAGCAAUUUACCACGAGGAAAUCUCUCCGAUCAGGCAUUAGAAAUGUCUGCAAAGCAAGACUGGCCCAUGGCUGCUAAAGAAUCUUACUAUAUCGACAGCAUGUUCUUCGAUUGCCUCCAUGGAUGGCUCGAACAGGAAUAUACUACCGAUACCAUUAUCAAGGAGGUGUAUAAGAUUACCAAAGUGCUGACUGUAUUCAUGGGGAAGGGAAAUAACAGCCUUGUGGACCGGACGUUCUCCCUGAAGUUAGUAACGGAUAAGAAUCCUGGCGAUGAUAAGAACGCCGAGAAGAAUUCGGCCAAACACAUUCAGAGCAGCCUGCUUGCUGCCUGUCUGGCUGUUAUGCUAGCUGUGAUGUUAACAACGAAGUAG
Molecule: messenger RNA, 1251 nt
Organism: Aspergillus tanneri
Lineage: Eukaryota; Fungi; Ascomycota; Eurotiomycetes; Eurotiales; Aspergillaceae
Product: putative lipase/esterase family protein
Exons: 3
Coding region: 1-1251 (416 amino acids)
Molecular function (GO): hydrolase activity
Source: RefSeq, a predicted model, not a curated record